Molecule: messenger RNA, 1471 nt
Organism: Centrocercus urophasianus (Greater sage-grouse)
Lineage: Eukaryota; Metazoa; Chordata; Aves; Galliformes; Phasianidae
Gene: ASPA
Product: aspartoacylase
Exons: 6
Coding region: 190-1131 (313 amino acids)
Molecular function (GO): hydrolase activity, acting on carbon-nitrogen (but not peptide) bonds, in linear amides; hydrolase activity, acting on ester bonds
Source: RefSeq, a predicted model, not a curated record
GCAACGCCCCGCCUUGCAACUGGAAUCUGAAACUUAGAGAAAUGUUAAUUCUCUUUCAUUCCUGUCUGACCUAAGCAGACAUAAAGAAUUUCCUAUUAAAAGAAAUAUAUAUUUCUUUUUCAGAGAUACGAGCUUUACUUCACUGUUGUUUUCUUUUGCUUUCAGCAAUUCUUAAAGCUGCUGAAAAGCAUGACUUCCUGUUGUGUUGUUCCAAAACCUCCAGUGAGAAGGGUUGCUAUCUUUGGAGGAACUCAUGGCAAUGAGUUAUCAGGGAUAUUUUUGGUCAAGCACUGGCAAGAGAAUGGAGCUGAGAUUCAAAGAGCAGGAAUGGAAGUGAAACCAUUUCUCACCAACCCAAGAGCUGUGAAGAAGUGUACUAGAUACAUUGACUGUGAUCUGAACCGUGUUUUUGACCCUGAUAAUCUUGGACAGACAGUGGUGGAAGAUAUUCCAUAUGAAGUGAGAAGGGCUCAGGAAAUCAACCAUAUAUUUGGUCCAAAAGGUAGUGAUGAUGCCUAUGACCUUAUUUUUGACCUUCACAACACCACUGCUAACAUGGGUGGUACCCUUAUUCUUGAGAACUCCAGGGAUGACUUUACAAUUCAAAUGUGUCAUUAUAUCAAGAAUGCUUUGGCUCCAGAGCGCGUUCCUGUUCUGCUGAUUGAACAUCCCAACUUGAAAUAUGCAACAACCCGAUCUGUAGCAAAACAUCCUGUUGGUGUGGAGGUGGGGCCUCAGCCACAAGGUGUUGUUAGAGCUGAUAUUUUGGACAAAAUGAGGAAGAUUGUCAAACACGGCCUUGAUUUUGUUCACCUUUUUAACGAAGGAAAAGAAUUUCCACCAUGUACAAUCGAGGUUUAUAAAAUAAUGGAGAAAGUAGAUUAUCCCAGGAAUAAAAAUGAUGAAAUUAUUGCUAUUAUUCACCCUAAGCUGCAGGAUCAAGAUUGGCAGCCACUGAACAAUGGUGAUCCUCUAUUUUUGACUCUCGAUGGAGAAGUAAUUGCAUAUAAAGGGGACUGCACAGUCUAUCCAACAUUUAUUAAUGAAGCUGCGUAUUAUGAAAAGAAGCAAGCCUUUGUAAACACAGUUACCGUGGAGCUCACUGCAGAACUCAUCAGAUCUCAGCUGUAGAUCAGAACGCCUCGAAAAGCUCGCGACAGAUUUUCCGUACAGGAAGUGAUUUCUGUCUGUGAAAUCCAGUAUCAUCCAGCAGUGGUUCGCAGGCUUAAUAAAUUCAGAAUCUAAUUUAAAAAUGUAAUUUAAUUAACAUUUUGAGAACUUGUAAUGUGAAAUAUAUUGUAAUAAGACAGCAUCAUAAUGCUAAUUAUGGCUUCUGUUUACUUGUUUUAAUAGAUCACUAUAGAUACAAAGAUUAUUUUUAUGAAGUUUGAUAGUUCGUGCUGUAUAAAAGGAUUAAACAACGUACCACAUAUGCUGAUGAGUAGCAAUAAAGCAUCUAUCCAGAAUUACA